Messenger RNA from Alosa alosa (allis shad), 1017 nucleotides. RefSeq lists its product as uncharacterized. The record is from RefSeq and is a predicted model, not a curated record. Bases 127 to 1017 code for a protein of 296 amino acids. The transcript is spliced from 3 exons. Lineage: Eukaryota; Metazoa; Chordata; Actinopteri; Clupeiformes; Clupeidae.
CAAGAGGAGAACAUCCAGUGUUCUGAGCUCUGACAUGAUGCUGACAUUUCCCACCUCCUGCAUUGAUGGAUAGAUAGCGGGGCUUUCUACAACUGUUCCAGUAUACCUCCUCAAGAGGGGCACAUCAUGGCGGGACCAAGCAUUGCUGGCCCUGGCAUGAGCCUGGAGGAGGCGAAUGACAUUUGGCAGUGUAUAAAGCACAAGGUGGUCACAAAGAUGUGUGGCACCGGCUGGACGCCGACUCCUCACCUGCAGGACGCCCACAUGUUCCAUCCUCUCUCCGUCAUCGGAAAGCGGGUGGAGCGCUCGCUCCGUCUGCGGAAGGUGCGCAGUCUCUUCCCCCUGGGGCCCCUCUCCGAACUCCUAGACCGUCCCGGCGACACUGACUCCGACCUGCGGCCCCUGGGCACUGUGAUUCGGGAGGGCCCGGUCCACUGCGACGUGUUCCACGAAGAGUUCCUGGACGGCGUGGGCCGCGUGAGGAUCCACGUGGUGGACUACUGGACGGAGUCCGGCGUGCAGCCCAUUGCCCCCCACACAAAGCUGACCCUGCGGGACAGCCUGCCCUGGCUAGACUCGGUGCAUCGGCUCUAUCUGGUCAGCCAGACAGUGUGCUCGUCCAGCUGCCGCGUGCGCCUGCUGGGCGGCGAGCCGGGCCACCAUCUUAAGUUGGAGCCCGAGACCCCGCUGGGCUUCAACUGCCUGCGGCUCUCGGCACUGCCUUCGGGGCUGGUGGAGGUGCGGCGUGGCUGGGAGAGCGGCUACCUCCACCCCAAGGCCCGCUGGGCCCGCUUCGACUCACCCGAGUACGAGAGGCUCAGGGGAGGGACGGCCACCGAGCCCAGAGUGAUGGGCAUGCUGUCUCAGCUCGCGUUCUCCUUUGCACACCCCUCCACCAUGUCCCUACCUGGGCCCAUCUCACUGAGCCAGGACACCCUGAGCCCAGGACCCGAGCAGCCAGAAGAGAACCCUGAGGAGGCCCUGCUUCCUCUGGACGACGAAGAUGAUGAGGAGUGA